Cryptomeria japonica (Japanese cedar) is the source of this 423-nucleotide messenger RNA. Its product is annotated as monooxygenase 2-like. The transcript is spliced from 2 exons. The record is from RefSeq and is a predicted model, not a curated record. Lineage: Eukaryota; Viridiplantae; Streptophyta; Pinopsida; Cupressales; Cupressaceae. The coding region runs from base 1 to 423 and encodes 140 amino acids.
AUGCUAUCUACAACCAGCGGCCUCACCAAGAGUAUCGAUCUGCAAGACCAUGAUGUGCGCAGCGUGCUAUGUAAAGAGCUUCUCCAAACCCUAGCUCAAGCACUUCUGACAAAUACUAUUCGAUUCGGCUCAAAGAUUUCUGCAAUUCACCAAAGGGGUUUUGUUAAUGAGGCCAAAUUUGAGGUUAAUAUAGGAUGCGACAGAGUUAAUUCGACGGUGGCAAAGUGGCUAGGGUUUGGAUCCUCAAAAUUGGCUGGACGCUCUACAUUUCUAGGGUUAGGGUGUUUUCCACAAGGCCACCAUUUUGAGCUAAUGAUGGUCCAGAUCUGGGGAGACGGAUUAAGGGCGGGCUUCGCUCCUUGCAAUGAAAGGGAUGUUUUUUGGUUCUUCAAUCGGAAGAGCCUUCCUCGAGGUAAAUACUGA